AUGCUUGAAAUCAAUCCGUUGUCAAUUGACUCAGAACUUUGGUUAAUGGCUGAGCAUAGAAUCUAUGAGAUACUGUCUUGCAUUCAACCUGCUUCGGCUUCUGAGAAGAAAAGGGAGGAGGUUAUUUCAUACAUUUCGAGGUUAAUUAAAGCUCAUUAUAGUUGUGAGGUUUUUGCAUUUGGAUCGGUACCCUUGAAAACCUAUCUUCCAGAUGGAGACAUUGAUUUGACUGUACUCACCCACCAGAGUAUAGAGGAAGGAUUGGCUAAGGGUAUUUCUGAUAUCCUUCAAGGUCAUGAGCACGACCCAAUGUUUGAUGUGAAGAGUGUACAAUAUAUAGAAGCACAGGUCAAGAUCUUAAAAUGUUUGGUCAAUGACAUCUCUGUGGAUAUCUCUUUCAAUCAAAUGGCAGGCCUUUCUGCUCUCUGCUUUCUGGAGUUGGCUGACCAAAUUAUGGGGAAAGAUCACCUUUUGAAGCGGAGUAUUAUCUUGAUAAAAACCUGGUGCUUUUACGAAAGCAGAAUCCUUGGUGCAUACCAUGGAUUGAUCUCGACAUAUGCUUUGGAAAUGUUGGUCCUGCAUAUAUUUAACAUAUUCCAUUCAUCCCUAAAUGGUCCUUUAGCAGUGCUGUACAAAUUUUUGGACUACUAUAGUUCUUUUGACUGGGACAAUCAUGGUGUCUGCAUAAAUGGCGUAAUUAAAAUAUCUUCUCUUCCAGAUAUAGUGGUGGAGCUACCUGUUGAGAAUGGAAGUCGAUUGUUGCUUGAGCCUGACUUUUACAACUAUUGCAAGGAGACAUUUGCUGUUCCUGUUAAUGAACUUGACAGUGGGAGGCAUGAAUUUGUUGUUAAGCACAUCAACAUCAUGGACCCGUUAAGUUAUAGCAACAAUUUGGGGCGAAGUGUUAGUCGAGGCAAUUUCCACCGGAUAAAAUGUGCCCUUUCCUAUGGGGCUCAGAUGCUUCGAGGAGUCCUCAACGGACCAGGAGAAUAUAUAGGCAAGGGGUUGGAGAAAUUUUUUACCAACACUCUAGGCAGGAAUGGGACAGGACAAAGAGCUGAUGCUAACAGACCCGUGCCUGCAUUUGGUACUGGAAGAAGUGACGCAUGUGAUCUCAGUGGAGACUAUGACAGAUGCCAUAGUGGUUUGCUGCAGGGCCAGUGGUAUCACAGUUAUAGACUACCUGAUCAUUUCCAUAACAUCCCUUCAAAGAAGAGUAACAUAUUUUCUUGGACUGGGCAAAAUGGUCAUCCUCAGAAAGGCACAAAGGCAUUCUUGCAACGAGGGCUGCCAGGGCUAUGUCCUUGCCCUUCAAAACGUUGUACUACUGACAUUGAUGGGUUAGGAAAUUUAAGAGGUACAGGAACAUACAUCCCUGAUAUGGUAAGUCUAGAUACUCUCACUUUUUACAAUACAGUAGCACAAAAUACCCACCUUAUCUAUUUUAGUCAAACAUUUAAACUCGGUUGUUGCAGGAUCGUUAUAAAGAAAUAUGGUCCAGGAUGA
Messenger RNA from Linum tenue, 1506 nucleotides. The record is from the annotation of a GenBank genome assembly. Lineage: Eukaryota; Viridiplantae; Streptophyta; Magnoliopsida; Malpighiales; Linaceae.